UUGUGCCUUUUUUUGGACAGUACCCAGGGAGUGUCCGUUGGCAUACGUUGGCGGCAUCGGUCGUACCGAAUCGAUAGUAUAGCAGUGGAACGGUGAUCUAGACGUGUGCGGCAAACAGUGAGCAAGUCAUCGGUGACUUAAAUUGUUUCUCGUUUGAUCGUGCUAUAACGUGCCAUCGUACAAUGAAGCAUUUUGUAGUGUUAAGUGCGUUAGUGUUAGCGCUAGCUAGUGCAAGACCGGAAGGUUAUAGUUACUACACACCGCAUGUUUCCAGUUCCGGCCAUUCUGCUACCUCGAGUGCUAGUGUUCUGUUUAAUUCCGGCACGAGUGCGUCUGGCACGAGUGCGUCCGGCACCAGUACUGUGGAUGAUUGUGAAGAACCUGAGCACGAGCAGCUGUCUCCGUACCAGCACAGCCAGGUGCACUUCUUCGCACCACAAGCCCCCGCUCACUCCGAAACCUCAUCCUAUCUGAGUGCUUCUUCCGGACAUCAUCAGCACGAAUCGUCGCUUCCAGUAGCUCACUCGCAAGCAUCCGUGUCUAGUGGUUCUUCCGGUUCUAGCCACUACCACUACCAGCACCAGGAGCAACAACAGCAUCAACAACAACAACAGCACCACCAACAUCAUCAGGCGGUCGAACAUCAGGUGCAUCAUCACGUUGAGCCACAGAUCGAGUACUUUACAAACGUACACCAGCAUCAGCAGGCUCACCAACAGCAGCACCAUCAUGCUCACCAUGAAGCAUCCGUACACUACGUACAACAGCCCGUAGUGAAGGAGGAAGUCCAUAAGCACGUUUACGUACACGUCGCACCAGAAGAGAAGGAAGAAAUUCACCAGAAAGUGAUACUGCCAACCUACACCAAGCAGAAGCACUACAAGAUCAUCUUCAUCAAGGCACCAUCCCCACCGACCGUUAGCAAGGUGGUUCUACCUCAGCAGCCAGUCAACGAGGAGAAAACAUUGGUCUACGUGCUUCACAAGAAGCCCGAGCUGGAACAGGAAAUUGUCGUACCACCGCCAGCGACUUCAAAGCCCAGCAAACCGGAAGUGUACUUCAUCAAGUACAAGACCAAGAAGCAAGAACACCAACAUUCGUACCAUCACGAGGAACAGCACUCAUCCAGCUCUUUCGGUGGAAGCAGUGCUAGCAGCUCUGGAGGUGGCUUCGAAGUGGGCGAUCUCUCCGGGUAUGGUGGAUCGCUUGGUAAUAGCUUUGCCCCGAUCGUCGUUUCGGAAGGAUCGUACCAUAGCACGACAGCAGCACCGCUUAAAGUGACUACUGUCCAUUCCGUGGCAUCUUCAUCCUCGGCCGCACCCUCAUCGUCCUACGUUAGCAGUACGGCUAGCAGCCACGGUGGGCAUAAGGCUCAGAGCAUUAAAGUCACCAACAUUGGUCUGUCCGGAUAUUCUACUGGAGGAUCGGGCAGUGUAGCAUCAAGCUCCAGUUCCGGCUCCGGUAGUACUAGCAGCCGCCAGCGUGGUUCCAAAAAGUCCUGCGGAAAGUGUAGCAAAACUAACAGCACUCCUUUGUCCGUUGGAGGAACUCUGGAUGCAUUUGUGUCGAACGUGUUCUAGGUGAUAGAAAGGGAGAACGCAUGUUCUUUAGUUGUAGAAACCUUAGAUUCUUUAGCUCGUUUAAGAACCACCUCCCGAAGAGAGUGAGAAGGGUGUGUUCCAAUGCCAGAUCCGUCUACUGGAUGUUAAUAAAACACAAACAACAAAUUUCUCAAACCUCCGUUUCAUCUCCAUUUACUGGCAGUGACAUUAUGCAAUCUACAUGAGCAGUCGCACUCAGGCUCAUUGUUAGUGGUCGUAGUUGCGUACCACCAAGGAACGGGACCGUUGUGAAAGGGACCGUAUGAUCGAUAACGAUGAUCCGAUCCGGCGAAAGAGAAUGUAUGGGAAGGUACUCCGAUAGCCUUCCCAGUGUCUGUCCUUACCAGGAGUUUCCUUCACACGUUGAUAAUGUUGAUGUUCUUCGGUACCGCGGACCGGGUAUUCCCUCGCUCUGCUCGAAUGGUAUGUAAUUAGUGGUGCGAAUUGGCCACGAUUUGUCGCCUCGGACGACGAUGGUGAUGAAGUGGAGCUCUGACAAUCAUCGAGGCAUCUCCCCGGUUGUUGGUUUUGGUUGUUGUGCUUGCAAUCUUCUUUUUGUUGCCUUACACUACCUCUUUGCAAUGCCAAUUUACUUCGCCUUCUCGCUCUACGCCUCGGGACUGAAAGGCGCGUUAAUCAUCCUAAUGUUUUAUCGUCUCUCUUUUCCCAUUCUGCAAGCACAAAUUACCCAUUCAAAGUCACGUGUUCGAGGUGUUUGUUUGGGCGCAACAGGUGCCAGAUAACCGAAUACAUUCGGUUUCGAUCAAUCGAGCGAACGCACUCUUUUUGUUCCUUUUUUAACCGUUUUAUUUUGCCUUUCUUUCUAUCUCUUUGGGAAGUAAUAAAAUAUAUGUAACUGGUAAAAUUUGGAGACUUCUCGUUUGCUCUUGCAUGAUGACCUGUACUUGAAUUGGAGCUGAACAAGCUUUGGUUCGAUUAUCAAUUCGCUAAAGCAUACAAGCUGAAGGUAAACUAGUUGAAAGUUAAUCCAUCAUUUUGCCCACUUUGAGUGACCCUCAAGACUGCCAACAGCUGAACAGUAAUUACUCAACAACUGAACGAUCAGUGACACACUUAAAAACUUCCUUAAACUUAUUAAUUUAAUGGGAAUGUUUUGAUUUGUUAGUUCAAAUCGUUACCCCGAUAAUCUUUUCAAAAUUGUUAUAGUUACCGAUUCGUCAAAAGAGGCUUAAACAUCAUAAAAGCCCACACUUUUAAUUUUCCUACGAUUUGAACGAUUGGCAUCCACAGUUCUGGGGUUUUCCAAAUUUUCAAUUCCAAUCUCCAUCUAUCCUUGAACAUCCAUCAGCACGACACAACACACGCACGAAGUGUCCGAAAAGUGGUACCAAUCUGCAAAAUAGAAUAUCGCUUCCAUCAAUUCUCGUUCCCACUCUUGAUUUCGUUACAUUUCGAUCGACUUUGCUCGCCAAACUGGUUUGAGUAAUAGAAAUUACACUUUUCCUUGACAUGCCAUGUCGUCACGUAUGAUCGGUUCGCUUUUUGUUACUCCACUCGAUCUUCCUAAUGCAGUUAAAUCCCGCAAGCGAAUCAAAACAAAACCACAUUCCAAAACCAUGUUACAUUGCGAAGCAUCUCGAAGCACUCAGCCUCACUGCCGAAGGUCUCGUGCAGAUUGACGUCGUGUACCGUAUGGUGCCUUUUGACCUCUUACGCUUCCGCACUUCAAAACUCAAUUGCACUAGGUAAACAUGGUAAAAGAAACCCCCAUUAACGCACUUACUGGUGAUAUAAUGUACACGAUGAAAACACGGUUAGAGUUUUGUUUAAAUAAAAAAUUUGUCACCGUUAUUUUUUUUUAUUCUACUUGAGUUGCGCCACACUUCGUCCGGGUGAUCUAAUGUCCGUUGCCGGA
Messenger RNA from Anopheles funestus (African malaria mosquito), 3477 nucleotides. RefSeq names its product homeotic protein female sterile-like. The transcript has a single exon. NCBI's taxonomy places the organism in Eukaryota, Metazoa, Arthropoda, Insecta, Diptera, Culicidae. Bases 183 to 1580 code for a protein of 465 amino acids. The record is from RefSeq and is a predicted model, not a curated record.